UGUGAACAAACCAUUUGGGAUAGGCAGCCACGUGACACGCUCUUGAUCNUUUCAAACCAGUCUUUUGACUCUUCUGCCUUUUCGUCUNCCAAUACGCCAUCUGGACCAAAUUUUGCUAUCGCCAUGUUGUCAAUACUCCGGAAAGCGCGCCUCAAGGAUAAGGAGAUGCGGAUUCUGAUGCUCGGCAAAACUUCGAUAGUCAAAAACAUCAUGGGCGAGGACAUCAACACGGUCUCUCCCACUCUCGGCUUCAUCAUCAAAACAAUCGACUAUGAUGGGNUGAGGUUGCCUGGGGAUGUCGGCGGACAGAAGACGCUUCGGACAUACUGGAAGAACUAUUUCGAGAAGACGGACACACUCAUAUGGGUCGUGGACGGCACAGACCGAGAACGGAUUGACGAUUGCCGACAAGAACUGGAGGGGCUUCUUCUGCAAGAGGUAAAGGCUUCAGCACGAUCAGACGGAGUGGAUACUGAUCAGGACGGCAGCNGGUUGAUGGGAGCCAGUCUGCUCGUGUUCAAGAACAAGAGCGAUGUGGCAGGAUGCAUGAGCUCGGAGGAAAUACGCAAGGUUUGUGGUUCCCUUGCCAGCCGCGGCGGGGUCCCAAUGUUUACCAAGCACGAUACUGACUCGGACAAACCACGCAGGNCCUUGCGACUCGACACAAUUCACACGCACAGGUGGAACAUUAUGGAGUGCAGUGCAUUGACUGGAUUGAACCUUCAGGAAGGCCUCCAGUGGGUGGUGCAAGAUGCCAAGGACCGGCUCUUUCUGUAC
Messenger RNA from Aureobasidium vineae, 777 nucleotides. The record is from the annotation of a GenBank genome assembly. Lineage: Eukaryota; Fungi; Ascomycota; Dothideomycetes; Dothideales; Saccotheciaceae.